This is a messenger RNA of Anoplophora glabripennis (Asian longhorned beetle), 399 nucleotides long. RefSeq lists its product as uncharacterized. The record is from RefSeq and is a predicted model, not a curated record. The coding region runs from base 1 to 399 and encodes 132 amino acids. Lineage: Eukaryota; Metazoa; Arthropoda; Insecta; Coleoptera; Cerambycidae. The transcript has 3 exons.
AUGGAAUUUUUUGGACUUACAGCCUACGGUGUCAGUGACCCUAUAAAAGAUAUGAUGCGGCCAGAUUAUCAGGAACCCACAGAGCCACCCAAGGACAUACACUCAGAUGAUUCAAAAGGCAACUUUUGUGAGAGAAUUAAGGAAUUAGAUUGUUACAUUGGAUUUACCGAUGGCUAUGCUUAUAGAUCUUGGGAUAGAUUGACACGUAUGAGAAAAAAAUAUGUUUUCAAACCUGUAGGGCCUUACGAGAUGUACUUAUACCCAGGUGUAAAUUCGAUGUGUUAUGGUUGGUGGUACAGCGAUCCUUUGCUGGAGCGUAACAAAAGUUCACCAAACUGGUACUUACCAAGAAAUACUUAUCCCAUGACGGGCUCGGAUAUAAGUAAAUAUUUUUCGUGA